This is a messenger RNA of Scophthalmus maximus (turbot), 1610 nucleotides long. It is a transcript of the gene agxta, whose product is annotated as alanine--glyoxylate and serine--pyruvate aminotransferase a. The transcript has 11 exons. Gene Ontology annotation, molecular function: L-alanine:glyoxylate transaminase activity; L-serine:pyruvate transaminase activity. Lineage: Eukaryota; Metazoa; Chordata; Actinopteri; Pleuronectiformes; Scophthalmidae. The coding region runs from base 186 to 1361 and encodes 391 amino acids. The record is from RefSeq and is a predicted model, not a curated record. Gene Ontology annotation, cellular component: peroxisome.
GGCACCAGAGCUCAGAAAGCAGUGAGUGUUGACAGAAGAAGAAAAAAAAAAAAGAGGCUGUGACAGACCUCUGCCCUGACCGAGGACCUUACUGGUCAAACAGAGGGGUGUGCUCCGCCGGGUCUCACUUCAUCCGUUUCCACGGCUCUUUGUGGUUUCACUGCUCCUGUCACACGGCUGGAAACAUGUCGUCCAUCCCUGUGCCGCCGCCAAAGUGCCUGCAGAAACCGCUGGUGGUUCCUCAUCGCCACAUGUUCGGUCCGGGACCGUCCAAUGUUCCUCCUCGCAUCCUGAAGGCCGGGGCCAAUCCUGUCAUUGGACACAUGCAUCCGGAGAUAUUUGAGAUAAUGAAUGACAUCAAAAGUGGAACCCAGUACAUGUUCCAGACGCACAACAGUAUGACCUUUGCCGUGAGCGGCACCGGCCACACCGCCAUGGAGUGUGCCAUCUUCAACGCGGUGGAGCCCGGGGAGAAUGUGCUGACUGCCGUGAAUGGCAUAUGGGGAGAACGAGCAGCAGACAUGGCGGAGAGGAUCGGUGCCAAAGUAAAUACCAUUGUGGCGCCGCCUGGAGGCUUCUUCACUAACGAAGAAAUUGAGCAGGCCUUGGCAAAGUACAGGCCCGUCCUGCUCUUCCUCGCACACGGAGAAUCCUCCACGGGGGUCUUGCAUCCCCUAGAUGGUAUCGGACUGCUGUGUCACAAGUAUAACUGCCUGCUUCUCGUCGACUCCGUGGCUGCGAUUGGAGGAGCCCCUCUACACAUGGACCAGCAAGAGAUAGACAUCCUAUACACAGGCUCUCAGAAGGUACUGAAUGCCCCGCCGGGCACAGCGCCCAUCUCCUUCAGUGCCAGAGCAUGCCAGAAAAUAUUCAACCGGAGGACAAAGCCUGUGUCGUUCUUCUUGGACUUGAAGUGGCUCGCAAACUACUGGGGAUGUGACGGCAAGCCGUCACGAGUAUAUCACCACACAGGUCCAGUCACUGCGUUUUACUCUCUGAGGGAGAGCCUGGCUGUCCUUGCUGAAGAGGGUCUGGAGAAGUCAUGGGAAAGACAUCAAGAAGUGGCUGAAUAUUUCCAUGCGGGCCUAGAAAACAUGGGUCUCAAACUUUUUGUCAAAGAAAAAAAAGCAAGACUGCCAACGGUUACCACAAUUGUUGCUCCUCGUGGAUAUGACUGGAAAGAGAUCACAGCCUACAUCAUGAAAACACAUAAUUUAGAAAUUUCAGGAGGGCUCGGACCAUCAGUGGGCUUGGUGCUGCGUGUGGGAUUGAUGGGAUGCAACAGCAGCAAGGUCCACGUUGACAUGGUGUUGGCAGCACUGAAAGAUGCUAUGAAACACUGCCAUGAGAACAAACUGUGACGCGUUUCUGUUGGAUGGUGCAGAGACGAUCCUGAAUCAGCGUUGCUAAUAUAGUCAACGGACUGUGUGUAAAAAAAAAAAGAAUGAUUGUUGUCAGUAGUCGCUUUUUCUUUUUGCCGUUCAGUCAUUAUUUGAAUGGGAACAUUGGACUUGUCCUCGUACAGCUGCAGUACCUGUGUAGUCUGUUACCGAAACUUGUUACUCUAUUAUUUUAGAUUUUCAGUCUAAUACAAAAAAUAAUCAUGUUUA